AUGGACUUGCGCACCAUCAUGAACACGGAGAGCGCUGGCAACUCCAGCGCUCCAUCCCAACCACAACCGUCGCCAUCUCAAGCGCCUCGCGAUUCCUCCGACCCCAUCUAUCCUCCGCGCGACCAGCUGCCAUCCUCAUCCUCCUAUCCGUCAGCCUUUCCCGGCCCUCCGCCGCCGCAACGAUCCCAUGCAUCCCCCGAGCGCUCUUCCUCCUACGGCUCUCUUCAAUCACCUUAUCAAUAUCGUCCCUCACCGGCUAUAAUCCCGAGCGCGCCAUCCCAACGAGCUCCGACCCCGCCUCCUUACGGUGCCUCCGUCUCGCGUGACUCCUUCGCGUCCGUCGCUUACAAUCAACAGCAACAACAGCAGCAGCAGCAGUCCCCCGUCGCUCAACAACGGUCGCAAUCCAUCCAGUCUGUUAUAACCCCCUAUUCUCAUUCCUCCAACUCAUUCCAUGCCAGGGAAAGUUCCCCGACAGGUGCUGCACAACCUUAUCCGUCGCAACAUUUCUCCCCUUCGGCACAAGGAUCGCUUCCCAAUACACCACGAGGGUCUGCUGCUGCUAUCUACGCCCACCAGUCGCCCCAAUCUUCUGUUCGUCCCCAAUCUUCAGGUCGUGAUUCUCUCUCCAAUCGAGCUUCCAGUCCGUGGGUGGGCCCGGAUGCUGCCGCUGCCGCCAUGCACGUGUCGCCCUCCGCCGCGGCGCGGUCGUCGCGAGCAGAAUCAAGGACAUUUGACCAGACUCCGCGCAAACACAGUUCCACCUCAGAAAGAAGGGAGUCCGACGAAAGUGUGAGCCCCAGAACUACCUUCCUCCCCGGGUCUCGCCCCGAAGCAGCUACGGCGCGUCCCGACCAGACAGCUAUGUCGCAGUCAGAACACGUUGAAAAUGGGAUCACCAUGAAAGAGGGCCAAACUACGCAGCAUUCGCCCGCACAUCAGCAACAUAUCAACAGUUCGCCCUCGUCGAGAAUGUCCAUCACAAAGGAAUCGUCCGUGGAUGAUUCAACUGCCCAGUGGGUCCAAAAAACUAGAGUGGCUUCAGACCCGAACAUCACGUCGAGCCCGCAACAGCCCAAGCGAAAACGGCGAAGACUCAACGAGCUGCCUAUCUACGCCCAAAAGUGUGCUCGCUCAAAAGGGAGAUGCCCACCAAUUCCGAAGCCACAUCCGCCUAUUCCCAAACACGCAAGAGACUCGCCGGCAAACCCCUGGAUCGUGCGCCAACGCGCCGUGUCCUCUGCGCAGGGAGCGGUGGCUGCUGUCGCUCCACCAGUUAAAGUAAAAGGGGACUCCACGCCCGUGAAUGGACCUUCGACGCCGCAGCGGCCAUCCGAACCUCCACAGGUCGGUAGCUUGGGGCCGUGGGAACCGUCUAUUACGGGAUUCAUCCCGCACGAGGAGGUCACCAAGAUCGUCGCUGAUUUCCUUUUCCAACACGUCGUGCUCCGAAAUGACGCCAUUGCAGCUCCUGCUGGGGCGGCCGCUGCGGGUCAAAUGCCUAUCAUCGAGGUGGAAGCUAAGCUGGGUCAACUCAUCGACAUGGAUCGUGGGGAGCGGAUGUUCAUGUGUGAUAAUCAAUCUAACUCCGCAAAGGCGCAACACCGAGCUAUGAACAAUUUCCUGAACGAAGCCGUGAAAAUGUCCAUGCCCCAAUCAAAUCAAGGCCGCAUCCCACUUUCAUACGCUCACAAAAAGGAAAGGGAUACAUUCUACGAAGUAUCCCCCAACGAGCUUCCGCCAGUCAUUCGACAGAACCUCAAUCCGCGUCACAAACCUAAGGUGCGAGUAACCGUCGAUCAGCGAACGGGCGAAGUCCUCGCAAAGAUCGUCAAAUGCCGCAUCGCCGACCUUGACGUACACAGCCCCCGUACCUGUGUCGACUGGCGAAUCAGCGUCAACCUCGAAAUGAGCUACGACGGCGAUGUUAGUAACCUGCCUGUCGCCGAUGGAAGGGGUGGCCGUGGCGGAGACCGGAACAAGGAUCGUAUGAGUUAUCGACAUCUAGCAUACCAGAUCGAUCUAACUCAGGUUGCGAAAUCAGAGGUGUGCACCCCUCAACAACCCGCCCCCAUAAAAAAAAAAAAACAUGACAUGCUAACAUCCCUUCCCUCACUCCAGCCCCCCGUCAAAGGCGAGUUCGAACACGAACUCGAAGUCGAGAUUUCCGCCGCCGAAAUCCGCCGCCAAGGCCAAAUGGCUAUGACGGGGGAUCCUAAAAACCAGUAUGAAGAACUCAUCAAGGGUUUCGUGGACAAUGUCCGUGUUCUGGCACGUGCCGUACCGCCAUAG
Messenger RNA from Aspergillus niger, 2292 nucleotides. RefSeq lists its product as uncharacterized. Lineage: Eukaryota; Fungi; Ascomycota; Eurotiomycetes; Eurotiales; Aspergillaceae. Gene Ontology annotation, biological process: 7-methylguanosine mRNA capping; polynucleotide 5' dephosphorylation. Bases 1 to 2292 code for a protein of 763 amino acids. Gene Ontology annotation, cellular component: mRNA capping enzyme complex. Gene Ontology annotation, molecular function: polynucleotide 5'-phosphatase activity. The record is from RefSeq and is a predicted model, not a curated record. The transcript is spliced from 2 exons.